Catharus ustulatus (Swainson's thrush) is the source of this 8374-nucleotide messenger RNA. It is a transcript of the gene IQUB, whose product is annotated as IQ motif and ubiquitin domain containing. The record is from RefSeq and is a predicted model, not a curated record. NCBI's taxonomy places the organism in Eukaryota, Metazoa, Chordata, Aves, Passeriformes, Turdidae. Gene Ontology annotation, cellular component: motile cilium; acrosomal vesicle. The transcript is spliced from 13 exons. Gene Ontology annotation, biological process: cilium assembly. The coding region runs from base 2211 to 4235 and encodes 674 amino acids.
UUAUUUAAUUUUUGUAUUUUAUAUUAACUGGGUGUUUGUGCCUUCUGCUGCGUAAUUUUUUUAUAAUCUGUGUUUUAAAAAUACAGACAUUACAGGACACUUGAAGUCAAAAUCCAAUUUUGUAGAAAAGUAUGAUGAUUUUGUCACACCUUUGGUUGUGUAUUUUUGCUACUCCCUGACAGGGUCUUAAUGGCCCUGAAGAUACUGCAGUGAGGGAUCUAAUGCUUCUGAAAAGAAACAGGAUUUUAGGUUUCAGCUGAAUCCCUGUCCUGAACUGGCUGACCUUGCUGCCCACAGAACUAAACUAUUUCUGGCUUGCUUUUCACUGGGAAGAUUGGAGAAGUGAGGGGGAGAAAGAAGACUCAAAUUGAUGGCAGCAACAGGUUUCUUCUUAAUGGGAUUUUUCAGUCUUGACCAAGGUAGAAGCUGGUCUUUUCCCGAGUAAAACCACUAGAUGGCAUUCCAGAAGAGGAGUUUGCUAAAGUUAACAAACACAAUUUUCACAUGAGAAGUAUUAAGGGAUUACAGACUGAAUGAGGGCUAAUGCUGUCACAUGAGUAAUGAAAAUGAAUGGAUUUCAGUAGUAAGUAUUGAGCUGACCUGAGGGGAAACAAAAUAAAAUAAAUAAAUUUUAAAAACCUGAAGUCUAGUAUGAAUGACAGUGACAUGAAAUACUGGAGGAGGAGGAGGGGGGGAAGGAAUAUGGUAGCAACUAUUGGAGUUCUUUCUACUCUUCCAUAACUGAACUCUCAUCCAUUUGCUGAAACUCUCUUCUUGUGCAGUUAUUUUCUCUACUUCUAAAGAUGUAUUUGUCAUGUGAUUUAAAACAGCUCUCCUAUAAGCUCAAUUAUUGUGAUCCAGGGGAGAGCAAGUUAUUUUCAUGGCUCACUGCUGCUGAAAUUUGAUAUAUGGCCUUUUAAAAAUUAAUUUCACAGAUAAAGGCACGCUCUCAUCUUCUCCUUUCCACAAAUGCACAUAUGUGUCCUCCAUACAGGUCCUAAUUCAUUCCAAGAGGAAUAUGCUAGUAAGGCAUAAUUUGAAGGCUAACUAGUGAUAAUGCUUGAUUUUUCUCUUUCAAUUGUUGGAAAUACAUGAUGAUGCAAAGAAUUUUAUUAUCUGUUGUAAAAUGGUUAGGUAAAUCACUGAAAGCUUUGAGUUAACAAACUUUAGAUCCUUAAAACACUUCGAGAUUAUCUGAAGUCAUGUGAGUAAAAUAAGUAGUUUAUCUGGCAAGGAUGGGGACCUAGAGACAGAGCCAGUAACACCAGAAACACAACUUUCCCAUCAGCAGAGCAAGUACUGAGGUUUUUGUCUUUCCUGGCCUGCCAUCUGUGCUGCUUAAUCUAUCCUGAGUGGCUGUGUUCUGAACCUGAAACCAAAACCAAUAGGAGAUGAGUGAAAGCUGCUUUUUAUUAUUUUAAUAUUCAAAGCUUAUAUGCUGUUUCAUUAGGAAAAAAAAAGAAAAAUCAUUUCAACUUGAAAAUGAGUUUGAAUGUUUAAUCGGCUAUAUAACAGUGACAAAGUGACACAAAUGACAGUCUCUGUAGGAUUGUGAUCCUAUUCUAGGAGUUCAAACAAGGUUUUAGAAAAAACAGCAUUAGCAGUGGUAAUGGGAAAUUUCUGUCCUUUUGAUGGGAAGCAGACCCACGUUCAAGUGCAAACAAUGUCUGGGAAACGUGGUAACAAUCAUCAUGGCAUACAAUUAUUAAGUAUCCAUUUAAAUUCAAUGCCUGCUGAAAUGUUUUUUUUUAAGGAUUCUCCUGGAAGUGCAACAAAGAACUGUACAUUUCACAUCCAAAAGUUGUGCAAUGUGACUGUCCCUUCAGUUUUCUUGUAGAAUGCUGAAAACAUUUGGAGGAGUCGUGUCAGAAAUAACACCUCAGACACCAGGAAAUAUGGUUUUCAUUCUGAUUUACGUGUCUUUAGUUUCCACUUUACGGUCUCAGUGCUCACACCACGGACCCUCGUGGGAGAAGAGCACUCUUGGGCACAGCCCUGUCACGGGUGAGCAGUGCCACACGGCUCCGAAGUGACGCUGCGCUGCACGGAGGCUGCCAGCAUUCACACACCAGACGCUUUCUCGAUAUCCAACAGUUCUGGGCGUUUAGUAACUUCUGCUACUACCUACAGCCCAAGGAUGUGAGGUGUUGUCAUGCACUAGUGCCGCUAUGGGCUGAAAGGUUAAAAGCAUGCAACUGAUGCUUUAGGAAAUGGAAGGUGCACCAGAUGGCUUUGAAAUUGUUACAUCAGAAGGGUCAGGUGCAGAGCAAUUACCUGCAUCCUCACAAGGGACAGCAGUCGGAGAGGCUGGGGACCCAACAGAGAAACCUCUGCUUCCAGAACCUGCAGGCACUGCACAGUUGGAGGAGUCUCCUCAAAAUUCAGUACUACCAAAGAAUGCAGAAAAAGGGACUCAGACAGCAAACAUGAUUAAGGAUAAUGAAACACUUAAGAAGACUAGGCCUAAUUUUAAUGAAACUGUCCAGUCUAAGAAUCAGAAACAUUUUCCUGGGAAAAGCAUUCAACAGAAUUACCACAUGCCUGAUGUCAUAACUGUCAGAGUACAAAGAGGUUUGGAUUCAUUUCGAGAAGUAGAUGUAAAAAUUGAAAGACCUGCCUAUAAUAAACCUUUUCUGGGUGGAUUUAGGAACAUGUCAACAGGAGUGGAAUUUCAUAAUGCAGGAUCACAAACAAAACCAAUAAAACGAUCUGACAAAGGAAUUCAGUUAUUUUGUAAGGAAACACAGACGGUUGUGGAAAAAAACAAGCGACAACAAACAAGAAAUACAACAUCGACACAGAUGACUAAAAUUGGCCUUUAUGUAUCAAACAUGACUGACAAACUAAUAACUCCUGGAAAGUAUUUUACAGCGGAGGAAUACCAUAAACGUAGACUUGAAGCAGUAAUAGUAUUACAGAAAAAUUUCCGUCGUUGGCAUGCUAUGAAUUUACUACAAAAUCUGAAGGAACAAAAGAGGUUAAGGCUGGAACAGGAGGCACAAGAAGAAUUACAGAAAAAAUGGGAGAAAGAAGAAAAAUUGAGAAGGGAGUAUGAGAAAAAACUGAACCCUAAAACAAAAGAAGACUUUGAGCUACUGUUCCAUGACUUGGAAUUAUGGAUGCAGGAGGAGACUGAGCGAAUUAACAGAACUCUUACUGGAGCUGAAAGAAAGGCAGCGCUUUGUGCCCUUCUGGAAGAAGAGACACAGCUCAUUGCUUGCAUUGGUAUGCACAAACUCGAUGCCAAUUUGGAAAAUCAACAAAAAUCAAUAUUGCACCUUCUGCGUAAGUGUGCACAACCUAGGAGGUGGAAAGCAUUUGAUGGAAAAAUCACUGAAAUGGAUACACAGAGCACGCUCCGUGGCAAAGAACUUCUUGAAAUCUACCGCAGCAUUACCACAAAGGACAUCCCAAAAGAUGAGAGAACAUCUGUGCUGCUAACAGUCAAAUGUACAGUGAAGGAACAUGAAUGUAAAUUAACACAGGAAAUAGUGGCGUUAAUUGACAGGGAAAUUGAUCUUAUGUCAAGAGAAGUGAAUGAAUGCAACUUGGAAGGACUGAGGAAAAGAAUUUGUACAUUAUUUCUUCAGUAUAUCAAAAUUCCAGAGGUUAACCCUGAAGUUGCUGAGUUACUUAAGGUUCCACAAGAUCCCUUAAAGCUUUAUAAAAAAGUAUACUUCUGUCAUAGCUGUGAAAAUUACUUAGCAUCUACUGAGUUUCCCGUUGCCGCAAAUUCCCGCACCAUUGGCAGAUGUCGCUCGUGUUACCGGCUUGAUAAUGAGGCUCGGCAACGAGAAGCAUAUCUGAAGUACAGACUUAUACUAGAAGAUCUCAGAAAGUCUGAAGUUGAUUAUCAGGAUGAUAGUAAAAUUGUUUUCUUAGUGCAGCUUCCAGAUAUGCAGUACCUGAUUGAGAACAUAUGGAACUGCCAGUCAGCUCUCAGUGCCUCCAAUGACCUGUAUGAUUUGGUCAUGGUUAGGUGGGAUAAGCAGCAUGAGUGGUCCCCGUGGAACACUAUUCUUCUCACUAAAGAAGAGGCAGAUGCACAUCUUAAGCUGUGUAACCUUCAGAAGACUUAUGAAGCUCCAUUUAUUCACAAAAUAGAACAAAAGCAUAUCCGGGCAAAAAACUACUUUGCUCAGAUUCCUGUGAUGUCAUCAUUUUUGCAUAGAAGUAACAAUCAGGCUAAUGCAAAUUCCUACCAAAACCAAAGUCCUUUGAAGUUAAAGAAGUGAACUAAAUUCCUCGGUUUUAAAGAAAUAUACUUUUUCAUUAAUACCCUAAUUGUAUUACACUGAUCAAAAUAAACUUCUAAGAAUAAAAUAUGUUUAUCUCAAUCAAUUAAUUUAACUGCAUUUCAAGUUUUGUAACCUCAUUUAAAAAAAUAAAACGUUGUUAAAGAACUUUGUAAAUUCUCAGUUUUUAGAGCAACGAUUAUUUUUCUGUCUGUUCUGGCAUUGCUUGGAACAUUUUGUUUAUAGUGUAAUAUUCCUGUUGGGCAAAUUCUGUUAUUUCUUUGUCACCCUUUAAUUAGAAAAUUAAUACUAUAGCCCUGUAUUAAAUUUAUUUUUCUUGUCUUAAGCACAUAAGGCAGAAACCCCCUCAAACCCUGGAUUCUUACAGAACAACAGAAUAGAUAUAGCUUUCCAUAGCUGCUUUUCCCUGCAAACAUUUGUGCAAAAGAACAACUUUACAUUUUGAAGCUCAUCUAGAUGGUCAUAGUGGAACUGCCAGCAUGUAAUUACUGUAUCCAAGAUGUUGUAAUUAUUAUAAUUUGAGUAUUUAAUUUAAAUAUCAUAAUUUGAAAUACACAUUUCAGACUGUUUGAAAGAUGUUUAUUUUUGAGGCAUUUGUAUUAUUUGAAGAAGUAAAUUCUCCCUAUAAUUAAAAAAGUUUAUGUUUGAUCAUAGUUACAGAGAAAACAUGAUGUGGUGAAAAUUCAAAAAUCUAAGAGAAAGUUGCAAGGUUCUUCUUGAAACCUCUAUUAUAGAUGUGGCUUUGACCCAGACUUCUACUGUAACAGAUGAAACUACUAGGAAAAAGCAGUAGCAUUUACAAAGAUAAAUCAGCACAUAUUUGGCAACAAACAGCUGGAAACUGAAUUGAAUCCCUCAACAGAAUAUAAACUGUAGAACCAGUACCUGCCUGACCAGUGCAUUUUAACAUCAGUGGAACCUUUCCAUUGAUUUUACCAUUAAAUUCAGAAUUUUUAUUUAAUUAAAUUCUGGAUUUUAGUUUAGUACUGAACUAAUUGGAGAAUUGCAGCUACAUGAGCAUUCCAGCUGACUUAUGUGCUUGCUGACAUAUGAGCCUUAAGAUAGGAAUGGCUGUUGAGUCUGAAUUUCCCUCAGAGUGAUAAAAGGAGUUUUGGAGUAAGUUAUGGGUUGAAUGGCAAUGAGCCACAUAGGUAGGAAUCUGCUUCUUUAUAAAUUUGUUUCCUUCCUUAAACAAAUUUUUUAAAAGGUAAUUUACAACUCCAGAAGGAUGAUUUAAAUAAAAAGUGAGGAAAUAGCUCAAAGAAAUGUGAAAGGCCAGUAGUCCAUUGAUUUCAAAUGCAAUGCAGUGUUGGAGGUUUCUGGAAUCCUAGAAUCAUUUAGGUUGUGAAGACUUUUAAGAUUGAGUCCAACCAUUAACCUGACACUGCCCAAUUCAUUAGACUGUGUCUCUAAGUUCCACAUCUCCAUGGCUUUUAAAUCCCUCCAGAUGUGGUGACUCCAGUGUUCCCCUGGGCAGCCUCUUCCAAUGCUUGACUACCCUUUCAAGUGAAGAAUUUUUUCCUACUAUCCAACAUAAAUCUACUCUGGUGUAGCUUGAGGCCAUCUUCCCUUGUCUCUCGACUCUUCACCAGCUUCAGUGCCCUUCUGUGGACAUGCUCCAGCACCUCAAUCUCUUUCUUUAGUGAGGGGCCCAAAACUGUGUUCAAGGUGCAGCUUAAUAGUGAACAGCAUCUGAGAUGUGACCUCACCUCUGCUGGGUACAGGGGGACAAUCCCUGUUCGCGUGCUGCUGACCACACUAUUUCUCAUCCAGGCCAGGAUGUCAUUGGCCUCUUGGCCACUGGGCACACACUGGCUGAUAUUCAGUCAUCAACCAGCACCCCCACGUCCUUUUCCACUGGGCAGUUUUCCAGCCACUCUGCUGCCAGCCAGAGCUCUGGAGUUGCCUGGAGUAGUUGUGAUAAAAGGGCAGGACUCAGCAUUUCUCCUUGUUGAACCUCAUGAACUUUUAUCAAUCUCUGUCCAGAUCCCUCUGCAGAGCCUUCCUUCCCUCUGUCAGAUCAGUGUUCCUGCCCAGCUCAUUGUCUGCAAAGGGAUUGAGGGUGCCCUGAUCCCUUCAUCCUGAUCAUUGGUAAAGACAUUAAUCAGGACUGGCCCUGUAUACUGAGCCCUGGGGAACACCACUGGUGACUGUGUGCCAGCUGGAGGUAAACUCCAUCACCAUCGUUAGCCCCUUCCUGGCAGUGCCAUGUAGUCACACUGUGAAAACUUCUCAGUAAAUAGUUAAAAAUUUUUGCUGGAAGUAUAGUGAGUUGGAUGCUUGACUAUUUGAAUAUUUGGAACGUGUUAUUCCACAAAAUAAGUGUCUUCUGACUAAUGUCAUCCUUCAAAUCAGUGUCCAAAAAUGGCAUUUGAAAGCCUGAAAAUUGAAAGUUUUAGAGGGUAUGUUGUAUGGAAAGUGAGCUGGUGCAAGAUAGAAAAAGUAUUUUCAAUACUUUAGAUAGCUGAGUUACUUGUUAGGGCAAAGCCAAGUACAACCAAGAUAAUUAAAAUAACAUAAAUUUUAAAAAAUGUGUCAUAAUUGAAAUUAGCAUAAAAUCUUUCAUGUUAGUGGUCUUUAGUUGCUAAUUUUAAUGAUUAUAAUUUUUGUUGCUAUUGUUACUGAAUUUAAAACCAACUACUUUACUACUUUUUGCCCAUAGCAUUUAUAAUUGUAUUCCAUUUUGAGAAGGAAUUAAUUUUAAAUUUUCUCUAAUAGUUACUGUAUCACUUCGCCUGUUUAUAUAGGUUAUAUGAAAAAAAGGUACUAUAUAAAUAUGAAGAAUGAAAAUUUUCUCUGUAUCAGACAGUGGAGAAUAUUGGGAAAGCUGGCUGAAAAUAUCAGAAUCAGAGUAAAGCUACUACAUUUCUAGAAGUCAUUGCAUUUUAUCAGGAAAAGAAAACUGUUCAGCUAGAGGGUCAGUUUCUAAUAGAACUGAGUAAAUUCUUUAAAAGCACAGCUGAUCAUCUUUGCUUGUAUUUCAGAGAGUUACUCAAAAGAUUAAAAGGUUUUAGAAUCUGUUGGUAUAAAAGGCCUUUUGGGGCAUAGAUCCUUCCAGGAUAAUGAGAAUAAAAGACUGCAAAGUAUCAGUACCUCUUCAAAGAAUAGAAUGUGAGGUGCAAUUCUAUCCUUCAUUCACUUCUGGUAAGUGGCUGAAGUAAUAAGCUUUAUUAAGUCUCUUAAAUCAUACUUAGAGGUUGAGAUCACGAGGAGUCCAUAUUCCUGAAACACUCCUGAAGGGCUGAUGAGAGGUGCUGGGAGUGACUCAGUUCUUUCCCAAAGACUCUCACUCCCAGGCAAAGGGGUCAGCCUGUAUGGCAUGUAUGGUUCCUUCUGCACGAGCAGACACAAGGCCAAUCCACAACUUCUCUUACUUCACAGGACUCUUCUGAGCAGGAGUUUUGGAGCAUGAGGCAAAAUUUGCCUUCUCCCCACCUCCAAGACCACUGCCAAUCCAUUUCCAGAGGGAAAGGCUCUACCUUUCUUCCUACCAAAACCCAAAAUCAUCCAUGUCUUGGAUUCUUUUAAUUAUUAUUUAUUUUUAAAAAGCCUAAAUUUAAAUAUGUCUUUUAGAUGAGCUGGGAGAAGAUCUUUAUUAUGCUGCUGUAGUACCAUGUUAGCUCCCAAACCUGUUGCCUAAAGAUGAAAUUUGCAUGCCAAAUGGAUGGGAGUUAUUUUUGUCACCUAUAUAUAGAUAGUUCUAGCUUAUCUUGUACUGUCAGUUGUCCUUAUUACAACAGUCAUCCCUGCGUGUCUUGCAGGCCUAAAUGUACCUUUAUCAUUCACACUUCUUUUUGAAUCCAAUUUUUUCACAUCAGGAAUGUAGAAUUCUGAAGUUGAGAGUUUUGGUGAGGGUUUGUUUGUUUGUUUUUGCAUUUAAAAAGCAGCUCAUCAGCCAAAGACGUUAGGGUCCCAUCGUCUUGGUCUUUUAUCUUCAAUUUUUUUUUAUGAGUCCCAUCUUUCAGCUUCAGCAGGAUAAGAAAUAUAGAUUAUGUGUGAUAGGCAUACAAUUGUAAAAGAGAGCGUGUAAAAAUCCAGAGAAAUGGAUAGGAGUAGAAUGUAAGAACAAAGUAUUUAAUAUUUUAAUUUUCUUGAAAAUUAUUGUAGUUAAGGGGGGA